AUGAGGAUUGCCGUGGGACAGCUUUGCUCGCUGCUGAACCCGCUCGCCAAUGCUCGGGUGGUGAAUAAGCUCAUUGACCAAGCGGUCAAGGCUAAGGCUCAAGUGCUUUUCCUACCUGAAGCCAGUGACUAUCUUGGGCGCAACGCUGCUCAUCUGAUUGCGUUAGCCCAGCACCUGGCUCGGUUUGUCGACGAUGUCCGCCACCACUUGCGCCAGGCCAAUAGCGAUAUGAGGGUAUCGAUCGGGGUGCACGAGCCAGGAGCUACUGCCGACGCCCGCAUCAAAAACGUCCACCUCUGGAUCGAGCCCGACGGCACCGUGGCCCACUCGUAUCAAAAAAUCCAUCUUUAUGAUGUCAACGUUCCCAACGGGCCUAUCCUUAUGGAAUCAAAAGCAGUUGAGCCCGGGACAACACUCGUGAAGCCGUUUGCCGUAGGUCAGUCACCUUUUUCUGUGGGCCUCGCGGUGUGUUACGAUAUCCGCUUUCCCGAAGUGGCAUUGGCUCUCCGCCAACACGGGGCCAAUAUCGUCACGUUCCCGUCAGCGUUCACCACGGUGACGGGAGCAGCCCACUGGCAACUGCUCGGCAAGGCCAGAGCCCUCGACUCCCAGCUGUACGUGGUUAUGGCCGCCCAGUGCGGGGUGCAUGACGUCGAUGCUGGUGUCGGAGGCGACGACAGCGCCGCUGCACUUGGCGUUCCAGAAACCCCCCUGCCGCCAAAGAAGAAGCGUCAGUCGUACGGGAACUCGCUUAUAGUGGGGCCCUGGGGUGAAAUUGUAGCCGAAGGCAAGUGCUACGACGAAGACUUAUCCCAAGAUAUCGAUGGUGACGGCGACUACUACCAGUUGAUUGUGGCCGAUCUCGACCCCGACCACGUUGCCACCGUGCGUACAAACAUGCCGUUACUCGAUCACCGUCGCAAAUUUACCGUCGAGUAG
Molecule: messenger RNA, 939 nt
Organism: Diutina rugosa
Lineage: Eukaryota; Fungi; Ascomycota; Pichiomycetes; Serinales; Debaryomycetaceae
Gene: NIT2
Product: putative hydrolase
Exons: 1
Coding region: 1-939 (312 amino acids)
Molecular function (GO): hydrolase activity, acting on carbon-nitrogen (but not peptide) bonds, in linear amides
Source: RefSeq, a predicted model, not a curated record